Corticium candelabrum is the source of this 2812-nucleotide messenger RNA. Its product is annotated as cytosolic carboxypeptidase-like protein 5. Gene Ontology annotation, biological process: protein deglutamylation; proteolysis. The transcript has 9 exons. Gene Ontology annotation, molecular function: zinc ion binding; metallocarboxypeptidase activity. The coding region runs from base 1 to 2661 and encodes 886 amino acids. NCBI's taxonomy places the organism in Eukaryota, Metazoa, Porifera, Homoscleromorpha, Homosclerophorida, Plakinidae. The record is from RefSeq and is a predicted model, not a curated record.
AUGGCAAAGAUCGAACAGACUUUCGGCCCUUUCACCUUCACGAGCGACUUCGACUCAGGCAAUCUGUCGCGCGUCGAGAGCCGCAGUACGUUUGACAAAGACCAAGAUCAUUUCGAGUUCGAUGUGUGGACGGCGCCAGACGGCGCGGCGACGGAGUUCGAAAAUGCGAACCGCACGUGGUUUUACUUUGCCGUCGUCGUGCAGAAUAUGAGCGGCAAGACGCUGCACAUCAAUGUCAGAAAUUUGAACCGUCAGACGAGGCUUUAUCAGCAGGGAAUGGCGCCGUUUGUGAGGAGUGUUCCUGGGAGGGGGAAGUGGGAGAGGGUGAAGGAGAGGCCGACGUUUGAGAUGUGUGAUGGCUCAAUGGUACUGAGCUUCGAGUACACAUUCACCGACAAUCGUCGUAGCACCACUUACUUCUCAUUCUGCUAUCCAUUCUCCUACUCAGAAUGUCAGAAGAAACUUGAUCAACUAGAACAGCAUUUCGCAUCUCUUGAUGUUGACCCGUCGGCCGCACGUAGCAAUGACAUCUACUUCCAGAGGGAACUGGUGACUUACUCGUUGGAUAAGAGGAGACUUGACUGUCUAACAGUGACAUCAUUUCAAGGGAUAACGACACAGAGGGAGGAUAGACUUGAGGGAUUGUUUCCGGAGAAGGAUUAUUGUCGACCGUUUGUGUUUCGAGACAAGAAGGUGUUUUUUCUGAGCAGUCGAGUUCAUCCAGGAGAGACUCCGUCCAGCUUUAUAUUCAAUGGUUUUCUCAACUUCAUUCUUCGUCCGGACGAUCCUCGUGCAGCAGCUCUUCGCGAUCGCUACGUCUUCAAACUGAUCCCGAUGCUCAACCCGGACGGUGUAUUUCGUGGUCACUACAGAACGGAUCAACGAGGAGUCAACCUGAAUCGAGUCUAUUUGGAUCCUGACCAGCACCUACACCCGACAAUUUUUGCCACACAAAGACUGUUAUUGUAUUACCACAGUGGAUGGAGGAUACCUAGUGCAGUCGAGAUGAGAGACGAUAGAGAUUGCGUAGAACUCAGUGAUGUACACACUCAUAAUGGGCAAACAGAGCAACAAGAGAAUGACAUGAAUAUAUUGAAAAAGCACGAGUUACUCUCUUUGACUCAGAUGGACGUGGACGCAUCGGAAUGUGCUUCGAUAGUCGAUGGAAGUGACUGUAAUGACGACGAGUAUGCCAAGCAUGCUCAGUCUAUGCCAGGAUUGCAUCACUCGUUGUGUGUGCAAAGAAAUCGGAGCGACACGAAUGGACAUUCGGUGAUCACCACUGCAACUACGUUGACUCAUUCCAUGUCAUCAUCGCAAUCAAUCUCGACAAAAACUGAGAAAAAUGGUUGCUGUUUUUCAACUGGUCAUACGUCCGGCUGUCAGGCGUCCAACAUUACUGACAGUCUCAAGUGUCAGCAAGACAGCAGUCUUGCCUUUUAUGUUGAUCUUCACGGCCACGCAAACAAGCAAGGAUGCUUUAUGUAUGGAAAUCAUUUCGCCAAUAUUGCUGAACAGACGGAGAACAUUCUGCUGCCGAAACUCGUGUCUCUCAAUUCGGCGCACUUUGACUUUGCUGCAUGUAAUUUCUCUUUGAAAAAUAUGUACACAAAAGAUAAGGGCCAUUGUUCGUCGAAGGAAGGGAGUGGAAGAGUGGGAAUUCAUAAGGCGACAGGGAUUAUUCAUUGUUACACAUUGGAGGGAAACUACAAUUCUGGUCGUCAGGUAAAUUCCCUGUCUCCUGCAACCAUGGAUGAUGGUCGUGCGACACCUCCACCUUUAGCUGGAUUUCCUCCUCGCUUCACAACAGCUAUGUACGAAGAGGUUGGUCGUGGUUUAGCCGUUGCCGCUUUGGACAUUAUUGAUUGUAAUCCAUGGUCACGAGUAUCGUCUAGCGAAUACAAGAGUUUGGCGGGUGUACGUGAAUGGGUCAGGGGAUAUAUCAAAAGCUGCAGAGCUCGAUCUGAAGGGCUAAAGAAGCCAAGGCUUACACUGGUGGAUAGAGCAAAGGCAACUGGAUCGUCAUCUCCUGAGCCGGUCUCUCCAGUUAGUCCACAAUUUGAGGUCUACAGUAAACCAACCAAAGCUAAACCAACACCCCACUUUAUCACUCAAAAGUCACGACAACUCAUUGUACCAUCAGUCCAGCUAGGGCCGCACAUUCAGCAACUUUUCUUGCCAAAACAAACGACUCUCCUUGAUCGCAGGAUGCACACAACGCCAAUGAGAACUAUCUCGUUUUCAGAUGGAGAAGUGGAGAAACAGGAAGAGCAAGAGACACGCACACGUCAUCUGGUGACUAAACGCAAAGGGAGCCUGCCAUCUACGUUCACUCAGCAGCCCCCACAUUCCAGAAUGAUCAAGAAUGAGAAGUCGUGUUCUGUUGCAUUGACGUUGAGCACUCGAUCGAUUCCUAAUCCAUUAUGUAAGGCAUCUGUAUUGACAGCAAAGCCAUCUGUGAUGUCGGUUGUUAUGCCGUCUUCGAAAUGCAAAAAUCGUGAACAGUGGGUUGUUUCUGCUUCUCAGAAGGUUGCUAAGAAACAGCCAAUAUCAGACUGGACUGUUACCUCUGUUUCUGUGCCUCGCAGUAGAAACAAUGCUGGUGAGCAGAUGACUAUAGUUCAACCCCGACGUUUCGUCCUGAAGACAAACAAGCCCUGAGAGACAAGCUACCUCCUUGAGUCUGUUGGCCAGAUCUAAUGUUAUAAAAUUAUAUUAUUUUAACUUAUGAUAUAAACUAUAUUUAUUUACUAUUGGGUGGGCAUAUUUAUGCUGUACAAAGUUUUUCUAUUUUAAUCAAUUAAAUUAUCAG